This is a messenger RNA of Hylaeus volcanicus, 10463 nucleotides long. RefSeq names its product myosin heavy chain, non-muscle (gene zip). The coding region runs from base 291 to 6179 and encodes 1962 amino acids. The record is from RefSeq and is a predicted model, not a curated record. The transcript is spliced from 12 exons. Gene Ontology annotation, cellular component: myosin complex. Gene Ontology annotation, molecular function: ATP binding; actin filament binding; cytoskeletal motor activity. NCBI's taxonomy places the organism in Eukaryota, Metazoa, Arthropoda, Insecta, Hymenoptera, Colletidae.
GAAAGAAGAUGGCCGCGAGGAGCGAGAAAGAAAACAAUCUCGAAGAGCGUUAAAGGUGGUAGAAGAACACUGUGUCUCGAAGGAGAACGAAUAGCGUAUCGUUCGAAUCUUUGAUAAUUCAGGUUACUCGGUCCACUGUCGAACAAUUAACAAUCGUGUACGACGGGAGAACGGGAGUUGAAUAGUUACAUGUGUGUCCUUGUCACGAAGAGAUCAGUCUCUCGAGGAUCGUCCUUGGAAUCGCUCGUCCCUGAAGCCGGCUCGAGGAGCUAGUGAUCUCGAAAACAAAAAUGGCGGACAUCGACUCGAGGGUGGAUCAUUCGGAUCCCGAAUUACGGUUCCUCUCCGUUGACAGAAACAAUUUCAAUGACCCCGCUACCCAGGCGGAAUGGACGCAAAAGAAGCUCGUCUGGGUGCCACACGAAACCCAGGGUUUCGUCGCGGCCGGGAUAAAAGGUGAACGAGGUGACGAGGUUGAGGUGGAGAUCGCUGAAACUGGAAAACGGGUCUUCGUCGCGAAAGAUGAUAUCCAGAAGAUGAAUCCGCCGAAGUUCGAUAAGGUCGAGGACAUGGCUGAGUUAACGUGUCUAAACGAAGCCUCUGUGCUGCAUAACCUCAAAGACAGAUACUACUCUGGUCUCAUUUACACGUACUCGGGGUUGUUCUGUGUGGUUGUUAAUCCAUACAAGAGGCUGCCAAUUUACACGGAGAAGAUAAUGGAGAGGUACAAGGGUAUCAAGAGACACGAGGUUCCACCCCACGUUUUUGCCAUCACAGACACCGCAUAUCGUUCUAUGCUUCAAGACCGCGAGGACCAGUCCAUUCUAUGCACCGGCGAAUCCGGCGCUGGCAAAACUGAAAACACGAAAAAAGUUAUCCAAUAUUUGGCGUACGUCGCUGCUUCGAAACCAAAAUCCAACGCGGGUGAAUUGGAGCAGCAACUCUUGCAAGCAAAUCCCAUUCUAGAAGCCUUUGGAAAUGCCAAAACAGUGAAAAAUGACAACUCUUCGCGAUUUGGUAAAUUCAUCAGAAUAAAUUUCGAUGCUUCCGGUUACAUUGCCGGUGCAAAUAUCGAAACUUAUCUCCUGGAAAAGUCGAGAGCAAUUCGACAAGCAAAGGAUGAAAGAACUUUCCACAUAUUUUAUCAGCUCCUCGCCGGUGCUUCGCCAGAACAAAAGAAGGAAUUUAUCUUAGAGGACCCGAAGCACUAUCCAUUCCUCUCAAAUGGUGCCCUACCAGUUCCAGGAGUAGACGAUUCAGCCGAGUUUUUCUCAACGGUGAAGUCCAUGCAUAUCAUGGGCAUGACAAACGAAGAUUUCUCUUCGAUUUUCCGUAUCGUGUCUGCUGUAAUGCUUUUCGGUUCGAUGCAGUUCCGUCAAGAAAGAAAUUCGGAUCAAGCUACGUUGCCAGACAACACUGUUGCCCAAAAAAUUUCACAUUUGUUGGGCUUAAGCGUUACAGAAAUGACGAAAGCAUUUUUAAAACCCAGGAUUAAAGUGGGCAGAGAUUUCGUGACAAAAGCACAAACAAAGGAACAAGUUGAGUUUGCAGUGGAAGCAAUUUCAAAGGCCUGUUACGAGAGAAUGUUCAGGUGGCUUGUGAACCGGAUCAAUAGAUCUUUGGACCGAACGAAAAGACAAGGAGCUAGUUUCAUCGGCAUACUGGAUAUGGCUGGUUUCGAGAUAUUCGAACUGAACAGUUUCGAGCAAUUGUGCAUCAAUUAUACAAAUGAGAAAUUACAACAAUUAUUUAAUCAUACUAUGUUCAUUUUGGAACAAGAAGAGUAUCAAAGGGAAGGAAUCGAAUGGAAGUUCAUCGACUUUGGAUUGGACCUGCAACCAACUAUUGAUUUGAUCGACAAACCUAUGGGUAUCAUGGCAUUACUGGAUGAAGAAUGUUGGUUCCCUAAAGCUACGGAUAAAACAUUUGUCGAAAAAUUAGUGGGCGCUCAUACUGUUCAUCCGAAAUUUAUGAAAACAGACUUCAGAGGUAUCGCAGAUUUUGCUAUCAUACAUUACGCUGGAAAAGUUGAUUAUUCAGCCGCUAAAUGGCUGAUGAAAAAUAUGGAUCCACUGAACGAGAAUGUUGUUAGCUUGCUACAAAAUUCACAGGAUCCGUUUGUUUGCCACAUUUGGAAAGACGCGGAAAUCGUUGGAAUGGCCCAACAAGCGUUAACCGAUACGCAGUUCGGUGCAAGAACAAGAAAAGGAAUGUUCAGAACAGUUUCUCAGUUGUACAAGGAGCAACUCGCAAAAUUAAUGGUCACCCUUAGAAAUACUAAUCCGAAUUUCGUAAGAUGCAUUAUACCGAAUCAUGAAAAGAGGGCUGGAAAGAUUGACGCGCCGUUAGUACUGGAUCAGUUGAGGUGUAAUGGAGUUCUAGAAGGAAUCAGGAUUUGCCGUCAAGGAUUCCCAAACAGAAUACCUUUCCAAGAGUUCAGACAGAGAUACGAACUUCUAACUCCGAAUGCUAUUCCGAAAGGAUUCAUGGAUGGAAAGAAAGCCUGUGAGAAAAUGAUUCAAGCUCUUGAACUUGACCCCAAUCUCUAUCGUGUUGGUCAAUCCAAAAUUUUCUUCCGUGCUGGUGUUUUGGCUCACCUUGAAGAAGAACGUGACUACAAGAUCACCGACAUAAUUGUCAAUUUCCAAGCUUUUUGUCGGGGUUUCCUCGCACGUAGAAACUAUCAAAAGCGUUUGCAACAGUUAAAUGCUAUUAGAAUCAUCCAGCGAAAUUGCGCAGCGUACUUGAAGCUUCGAAAUUGGCAGUGGUGGCGUUUGUAUACUAAAGUGAAGCCGCUUCUGGAAGUAACUAAGCAAGAAGAGAAAUUAACUCAAAAAGAGGACGAGUUAAAACAAGUGCGGGAUAAGUUGGAAUCACAGUUACAUUCCGCGCAAGAGUACGAACGAAAAUAUCAACUAGCCCUUGAAGAAAAAACUAUGCUGGCAGAGCAGUUACAAGCCGAGGUCGAAUUAUGCGCGGAAGCAGAAGAAAUGCGUGCACGACUAGCUGCACGAAAACAAGAACUGGAGGAGAUUCUUCAUGAUUUGGAGGCAAGAAUUGAAGAAGAAGAGGAGAGGAGUACCGCAUUAACUCAGGAGAAAAAGAAAUUACAGUUGAAUAUUAGUGAUCUUGAAGAACAACUGGAAGAGGAAGAAGCUGCUAGACAGAAGUUACAAUUGGAAAAGGUGCAAUGUGACGCAAAAAUUAAAAAGCUUGAAGAAGAUCUUGCACUUUCUGAUGAUACGAAUCAGAAAUUACUGAAAGAAAAGAAAAUUCUCGAAGAAAGGGCAAAUGAUUUAUCGCAGACACUUGCCGAGGAAGAGGAGAAAGCAAAGCAUUUAUCGAAAUUGAAAGCUAAACAUGAAGCAACAAUUGCUGAUCUUGAGGAAAGGUUAUUGAAAGACCAUCAGCAAAGACAAGAAGUUGACAGAUCAAAGAGGAAAAUAGAAACUGAGGUAUCAGAUUUGAAAGAACAACUCGGAGAAAGGAAGACACAGGUAGAAGAACUUCAACUGCAACUUGGUAAACGCGAAGAAGAAUUAAAUCAAGUAAUGGCAAAAAUGGAUGAAGAAGGAGCGGCGAAAGCUCAAGCUCAAAAAGCUCUUCGUGAAUUGGAGUCUCAAUUAGCUGAACUUCAGGAAGAUUUAGAGGCUGAAAAAGCUGCCAGAAGCAAAGCAGAAAAAUUAAAGCGUGAUCUAAAUGAGGAAUUAGAAGCUUUGAAAAAUGAGUUAUUAGAUUCUUUAGAUACAACAGCUGCACAACAGGAAUUGAGAAGUAAACGGGAACAGGAAUUGGCGACAUUAAAGAAGAACCUAGAAGAAGAAACAUCGGUCCACGAAGCAACUUUAGCAGAUAUGCGUCAUAAACAUACUCAGGAAUUAACUGCUUUGAAUGAACAGAUGGAUGCAUUGAAAAAGACGAAAGCUGUUUUGGAAAAGGCAAAAUCAACUCUCGAGGCCGAAAAUGCUGAUUUGGCAUCGGAACUCAGAUCUGUUAGCGCCAGUAGGCAAGAGUCGGAUAGAAGACGGAAACAGGCUGAACAACAGCUUGCUGAAGUAAACGCAAAACUCGCUGAGAUUGAAAGAAACAGACAGGAAUUGGUGGAAAGAGUGACAAAAUUACAACAAGAAUCUGAAAGCAUCAUGCAGCAAUUGGAAGCUGCAGAGUUGAAGGCUUCGGCCGCCAUAAAGGCUUCGGCAACUUGUGAAUCUCAAUUUACAGAACUUCAGCAACAACUUGAAGAGGAAACAAGACAAAAAUUGGCACUAAGUUCGAAAUUAAGAGCAGUGGAGAGCGAAAAGGAUAGUCUACAUGAUCAACUAGAAGAGGAAGAAGAAGCGAAAAGGGCCUUAGAUAAAUAUGUUUUCGCCUUAAACAUACAAUUGGCUGAAGCUAAGAAGAAGGGUGAAGACGAAGCAGAAGCUGCUGCGGCAUUAGAGGAAGCUAGAAAGAGAUGUAUGAAAGAUAUCGAAGCAUUUCAAAGACAAGUUGAAGAGUUGCAAGCUGCUAACGACAAAUUGGAUAAGUCGAAAAAGAAAAUUCAGGCGGAAUUGGAAGAUAGUACUAUCGAGCUUGAAGCGCAAAGAGCUAAGGUGCUGGAAUUGGAGAAAAAGCAGAAAAACUUUGAUAAGGUCCUAGCUGAAGAAAAAGCAGUCUCCGAGCAAUAUGCAGAACAGCGUGACGCUGCUGAACGCGAGGCUCGUGAAAAAGAAACCCGUGUCUUAUCUUUGACCCGUGAACUCGACGAGAUGAAUGAAAAAGUCGAGGAACUCGAACGCGUCCGGCGAGGUCUCCAAUCGGAGCUCGACGAACUUGUGAAUAAUCAAGGAACGGCUGACAAGAAUGUACACGAACUUGAGAAGGCAAAACGUGCCCUUGAGUCUCAAUUAGCAGAGCAACGAUCUCAAGUAGAGGAACUCGAGGACGAAUUGCAAUUCACCGAGGAUGCAAAACUACGUUUAGAAGUAAAUAUGCAAGCUCUAAGAGCUCAGUUUGAACGCGACCUGCAAGCUAAGGAAGAACAGGCCGAGGAGAAACGAAGAGGAUUGGUAAAACAGUUGCGCGACCUUGAAGCAGAAUUGGAGGACGAAAGAAAACAAAGGGCUGCCGCUAUUGCACAACGGAAGAAAAUGGAGGCAGAUUAUAAAGAUAUCGAACAGCAACUGGAGAUGCAUAAUAAGGUGAAGGAAGAUGCAUUGAAACAAUUGAAGAAACUUCAAGCGCAAAUGAAAGAUUGCACCAGGGAAACCGAAGAGGCCAGAGCUGCUAGAGAUGAACUUGCAGCAACUGCUAAAGAAACUGAAAGAAAAGUAAAGAGCUUAGAGGCAGAUUUGAUGCAGUUAACCGAAGAUUUCGCCAGUAGCGAACGAGCAAGAAGAGCUGCAGAGAACGAGAGGGAUGAAUUACAGGAGGAACUUAAUAAUAAUGCUAAUAAGGGUACGUUAAUGCUGGAUGAAAAACGAAGACUUGAAGCUAGAAUCGCAACAUUGGAAGAGGAACUGGAGGAAGAGCAAUCCAAUGGUGAGCUGCUAAUGGACAGAGCCAGAAAGGCUCAAAUAACUAUCGAGCAGCUAACAAACGAUCUAACAACCGAAAGAUCAACUACACAGAAAUUAGAAUCGCACAAACUGUUGCUGGAAAGGCAAAACAAGGAACUGAAAGCGAAGCUGACGGAAUUGGAGACUGCUCAAAGGGCAAAGACCAAAGCUACCAUGCAACAAUUAGAGUCGAAAAUUAACAAUCUCGACGAACAGCUGGAAACCGAAGCAAAAGAAAGAUUUGCACAACAGAAAAUUAACAGGAAGUUAGAGAAAAAACUGAAGGAAUUGAGUUUACAGUUAGAAGAUGAAAGGAGAAACUCUGACCAAUACAAAGAACAAGCAGAGAAAGUAAACGCAAGAAUGAAAGCUUUGAAGAGACAGCUUGACGAAGCUGAGGAAGAAAUUAGCAGGCAUAAAGCAAUGAAGAGGAAAGCACAGAGAGAAAUGGACGAUAUGCUAGAAUCUCAGGAAGAGCUAACCAGAGAAGUCGCAAACCUUAAAAAUAAAUUGAGACGGGGUGGGCCUCCAAUAAGCCUUAGUUCGACGCGUCUGAAACGCGGUUCUGUUCAAACCGGUGGCUCCGGCGACGAUUCGACGACACAGGACGAAAGCAUCGAUGGUGAGGAAACUGUCAACUGAACGAAAGAACACGCCACUUAUUGAACUCUCACAACGCAGGAAACCCUCUCACAACAUAGAAAAACCAAGAUCCAAGAAGUGCGCGCAAGAUUCGCUUCGACGAAAAUCGAGUUCCAACCGAAGAUCUCGCUUUCUCGAGGUCGGGUGUCGAUUCUUAUGCACCCAACAAUACCAUUAGACGAAGACGGCUUUCUUCUGUACAUAAGAGACCCGGCUGGGCCGUACCGAGUAGUAUUUUAGCUCCGUUCUUCUGGGACACCGCAAGAAAUGACGAAUUAUUUCUGGGAAACAUUUUUUCAAUUCAUCGUCAACAAUUUUUAUUAAAGAUAUAUGUCAUCGAUAACACAUAAUGAAAGAGUUUUAUGGGUAAACUUAUACCGAAUGUCUUUCCAAUGAAUUCCAAUGAAUUUGUCAAGGCGCGUAGAUAUUUGUACAAGGACUUGCACGUUAACGCCACUAAGCAUUAGCAGUGCAGGAAUGCCAUACUUUGUACCAGCUUUAGCUUAGAAAUUUUAUAUAAUUUCACAGGUUUUUCUCGAUUAUGUUCGUCAUUUUUUUGCGGAAAAUGCUACUACUUCGCCGGGUAAGAUUCAGAUUAGAAAUAUAUUAUUGGGGCUGCAUAAUCGAUAACGAAUUAACACCGCAUUUAGGCAGCAUUAAUAUCUAUUAUAAUUAUAUUAUAGUUAUAUCAUUAAUUACUAUUAUUAUUAUCGCAGUUUUUAUUUUUAUCGUGAAGAAGUCGUAAUAUGUUAUUUGUAAUUAUUUUUAAUAAUCAAGCAAAUGAUGGGUGAUUUGGGUGUCGUUCCGAGAGGUCAGAGACUACAGAACUUCUAGAAAGGUAGCGUUUGACUUUCUACCAUUCGUGAUGUUUAAACAAAAGAAAGCAAGUUUAAAACGAUACUAACAGUAUUGAAGCGAUUGAGAUACAUAAUUGAUAGAAUUGAUACUUUUUUGAAAUCGACUAAUUUUCGCAAAGCCAAAGUAUUUCAAAGAUUCUGAGACUAGAGCACUUUGAAACAACUGAAAGAUUAUUUAGAGAAGAAAGUCUAGCUUUCUUACGUACAAUUAACUUUUAUGCAAGGGAGUUUCUGAUAUAAAAAUUGGCUUUUGGAGAAGAAGUAUUAUUAAUUUUUAAGAAUUUAUGUUAUCCUUGCCGCGUUGUUCAAGUUUAUCAGUUUUCUUUUUCUUUCUUUUUUUUUUUACUUUUUCCUUUAAGUAACAACUUUCGUUUGUUUUCGAGUGAAUUGGUUUGCCUGUCGGAACGGACCGGAAAUCGGCGAUCGAGAUAAAUCAAUUGGUAUUCAGGGCCGAUCGUGGAUCGAGAGCUCUUUUGUUUUCGCAUGAUCCGAAAAAAAAUUCGUAACAGUUCUUGAGACAAUAUUAUUAUUACGCAUGAACUCGCAACUAUGAUAGAGACGAAGAUUAAUAUUUCUUAAGCGGUAUGUACGUUAAGGUUUCUGAAAUUUUUUCAAGAGAGUACUUCAAUUUCACUACUUACUUUUUAAUUUUAAAAGUCAUAUUCCAAUGGAUUUCUCGAUGCGUUUGGAGUGAAAUUUUCGAAUGUCGCGGAAUAAAAUUGAUUACGAAAGGGAAAGAAACACAACAGUUUUCAUACAUGCAUUUUUUAACAUGUGCAUUUCAUGUGCAUUCAAUGAAAACGCAUUCUUAACCUCUUUUUGGUAAGACUUAACCAGAAGUAAACGAUGAACUUCAAAGUUAGAAAAAGGAAUUUAUACAGAAAAAGAGAAAUAUUUUGUCUGGUUGCGAAAAAAAAACGUAGGAUGGCGUUAUUAAUUAUUAACACCUGAUAUUAAGGGGAUAUCCUGAAUUAGGAGGUCUAAAAAAAGCUGUUUUUCUUGAAUUUUUUUAGGAUGGAAAAAAAUAAUUAAUUCUAUCGAACUUUUUAUCCUAUUUUCACACAUAUUUGAGUAGUCUGUACAAAUUUUUUCAACAAGAAAUAUUCAAAUUGAGUCGACUGUAACGCACAUUUGUAGAGCACCUCACAAUUAAAACCUCCUAUCGGGGGGAAAGAUGCAGGUCAUAAUUUUGGUUUGACACAAAAAAAAACAAAAGAAAUUUUCAUUUUCGUACAUUUUUCUUCUAUGUGAACUAAGAAAAACUCACAAAAAUGGUGAAAUGUGAAAUUACUGCAAGUAUGAAAAAAAGAACGAGUUCUUUGGGUGACAAAAAAUCACUUUAAUUUGAUAAAUAAGUUGCUUAAAAUUUUUUUUGUAUGAAUUUUCUUAGUUCAUAUAGAAGACAAAUGUAUGAAAAUGAAAAUUUCUAUUGGUUUUUUUGUGUCAAACCAAAAAUACGACCUGCAUCUUUCCCGCAGAUAGGAGGUUUUAAUUGUGAGGUGCUCUACAAGUGUGCGUCACAGUCGACUCAAUUUGAAUAUUUCUUGUUGAAAAAAUUUGUACAGACUACUCAAAUAUGUAUGAAAAUAGGAUAAAAAGUUCGAUAGGAUUAAUUAUUUUUUCCAUCCUAAAAAAAUUCAAGAAAAACAGCUUUUUUUAGACCUCCUAAUUCAGGAUUCCCCCUUAAAUCAUACAUUCAAAAUGAAGUCCAAUUGUCGCGAUUGUUAACUUGAUACUUUAAUCAUUGUUUAGCUUAAUCGGUAUAUAUGAUGUUCCUAAGUUGAAACGCAAAACAAAAAGAGGUUAACGGGCGGUUAUACACAUUACACGUAUACAUAUUAACACAUACAUAUACGUACGCAGAAUAUUCUGAAAAGAUGCUACAUCUAAGAAACAAAAUUUACGUCGAAAACAUAAUUGUUAACGGUUUUCGUAUGGUCAUACCUUUUUAACUAAUUAAACAUCAAAAUUGAAUGAAUGAUCAUGCGAAAACAUUAAGGAUCUUAUUUUUAGUACUGAAAUACUGUUUCAUGGGUGUGGCACACCUUAUCGUACAUUCUGUAUACAUACUUAUAUAUUAUAUAUACUCCGAAUAAGUAUAUAUAAAUAUAUGUGCAGUGUUGUAGUAUUUUUUUAUACGGCCAAGCGAUUGUAUAUGGAUAUGAAACCGGCCUGAUCUUUUUACACUAAACAUGUUUCUAGUAAUUUUUUAGGUGGGCUUUACAAUUCACAACUGAACUGCCACUUAACACAUCGUGGACCAUUAUUUUCUCCACGCAAAUAUUAUAAUGAAAUCUGAAAAUAUUUGAAAUAAAUGAACUAAACGUUAUAUACAUUUUCGACGGGUUUAGUUGAUAAGAAAUAAAUUAUAAUGUCACAAAUAAAGAAAGAUACUGUAACGAAUUGUGUCUGUCAAAAAGUAAACGUGAACGUCAACGGUGCGUUGGUGGAAUGAAAAUUUAGAAAAAUCCGAGUCUCAAAAUCUUUUAUAACGUAUGCAAAAUUAAAUCACCGCUGAAUUGUUGACAACUUUUUGUGCAAAGAUAUUUAAUUUUUUCUGAAAAUUUGGUUGAUUGUAAAAAAUAUAUGUCAUUAACUACUAUUUAUAACGUACUACUAAUGUAAAAAGAAUUUAAAAGACGUAAAUGAUAUACUAAAGUGAGGAUCCUUGAGUAUAAUUAUGGUUGAGAUUUGUCCAGUUUUUCAUCAGUUCUUUUUUCAACUACUUAAAAUGAUGUAUACUGAUGAUAAAAUAAUUUCUCUUAUUUAUUAAUCCUUUUGUUACAAAUAGAUUGAUUAUUCACAUUAACAUUUUGCAAAGUCGUAAAUCAGUUGCAAAAUGCCGUCAUAAAUUACAUUUAAUCUACUACGUUUAUAAUUUUCAAUAUAAUUAGAAUUUCAUUUUGAUUAUAAACUUACGCGAAUUAUGUAUAACGCCAAAGCAAAAGGAUUAAUAAUAUUGCUUUUAUUUAUUUCAAUGUAAUUACAACAGACUUCAGUCUGAAAUUAACAAAAUGAUUACAGUACUAAAAAUAGCGAUAUUUUUAUUCGCAGGAAAGAAACAUUUACUUGAGGUAGUUGAUGACAUAGAAAAAUCCGCUGCAAUUAAUUGAAAUUUGGUACUCCAAUGAACAUGUUUUAUAAAUCAUCAAAAAUUUCACCAAAUGAAAGGAAAAAAUUUAAAUUACCUUGUGUUGUUCACAAGUCGCUGCAAAGUGUAAAUAAGCGCAGAGGGCCUCGACUCUCGAUUUUGAUGCGUUUUAUUUAAGCGAUUUAUUUCAGGGGCUGAUGUGAUCAUUUGUCCUUUUAAGAAUACGAAUUCCAACAGGGUUGGAAUGGAUUAGCAUGAAAAAGUGAUGAAAGAAAGGGAGCGAUAGAAAGUUGAAUAAGAUUUGACCAGCAAAAUAAUAAACUUUUUUGAUACAUU